UUUCGCUACACUCCGUCCAUGCUGCGUGAGCCGUGUCUAAGGACCAACACCACUAUAGAUGUCCUGUACCUGGACAACACUAACUGUGACCCCACACGCACCCUGCCCUCCAGACAACGAGCCACUCAGCAGAUCAAAGAGAUCAUCCGUAGCCAGCCCAAGCACAAUGUUGUCAUUGGCCUCUAUACUCUGGGUAAGGAGUCUCUAUUGGUACAGCUGGCCAUGGAGUUUAAGACAUGGAUUGAAGUGUCCAUCGAGAGACUAAAGACUCUCAGAGCCCUGGAGCUACCAGAUGUCUUCACCACUGAGCCAGGAGCAGGUCGGAUCAGGGCCGUGGACCAGUCAGAGAUCCGCUCCACCAACCUCCUCCGUUGGAACAGGGAACACCCCACCCUGGCCAUCCUGCCCACCAGCAGACCCCUGGUCUCCUUCCACCCUAAUGUCCAUGUGGUGCCUUACUCGGACCACUCCUCCUACCAG
Oncorhynchus masou masou (cherry salmon) is the source of this 480-nucleotide messenger RNA. Its product is annotated as 5' exonuclease Apollo-like. Gene Ontology annotation, biological process: double-strand break repair via nonhomologous end joining; telomere maintenance; interstrand cross-link repair. The annotation marks the transcript as partial. Lineage: Eukaryota; Metazoa; Chordata; Actinopteri; Salmoniformes; Salmonidae. The record is from RefSeq and is a predicted model, not a curated record. Gene Ontology annotation, molecular function: damaged DNA binding; 5'-3' DNA exonuclease activity. The transcript is spliced from 2 exons.